Bombus huntii is the source of this 5819-nucleotide messenger RNA. RefSeq names its product kinesin-like protein KIF20A. The record is from RefSeq and is a predicted model, not a curated record. NCBI's taxonomy places the organism in Eukaryota, Metazoa, Arthropoda, Insecta, Hymenoptera, Apidae. The transcript has 18 exons. Bases 431 to 4987 code for a protein of 1518 amino acids. Gene Ontology annotation, molecular function: plus-end-directed microtubule motor activity; ATP binding; microtubule binding. Gene Ontology annotation, biological process: microtubule-based movement.
UUUAACUAAAUUUUAUAUUUUUAAGUACAAGGUAGGUACGUUUUGUCAAAUCAGAACACAGUUUUCUAUCUUCACUCUUAUUGGUCGUUAAAAGUAUAUCUUGAUUUUUAUUGGUUAUAUGCUGAGCGCGGUAAUAAUAUGUCCAUCGAAAAUUGUACCAAUCCGAAGAAAGUAUUCUCACGACAAGAUUUUAAAAUAAAAUACUAACCGUUUGUUGUGGUUGUGGAUUCCCGAGCUUUCUGUGAAAGAAAUAUGCGUUGAUAUUUACUUUGUUUUGAUUGUUUAAAUUUUCAUAUAGCAUGUGAAAGCAGAAGUAUGCAAUAAAGGAAGAAUUUAAUUUUUCCAUUCAUUAAACAAUAUUUGUUUAAUAAGCGCAAAGAUAUUUUAUUUUUAAUGUGACAUAAUUAAUUGAAAGUUUUAUCACAAGAAGAUGAAUAACACAUUAGAUUCUAUUAGAACUUCUUAUAAUAAUCCUCCAGAUGACAUGUCAUAUUUAUUUGGCAGAGAUCCUAGUAUAUUAGCCUAUGGAAAGAGACCUUGUGUAUUAAAGGAAACUAAGAAAAAUUUACUUUCUGUUUAUGACACUGAAACUCAAAGUGAAGAAUCCAAUUAUACUGUACAAAGUGGUUCUUUAAAUUCAGAAUCAGAAACUUUACAAACAGUUAAAGUAUAUUUACGAAUGAAACCAUUCCCUAAGAAAUUAAAAUUAUCUGAAGAGCAACAAAAUGCAUAUAAAAUUAUUAAUUCCACUACUUUGUUCACAAGAUUGCCUACUUUAGAUAAUAAUACCAGCUGUUUCAAGAGAUCCAAUAGUACCGAUAUUGUAUGUAGAAAGUUUACAUUUACUAAAACCUUUGGACCAGAAACUACUCAGCUGGAAUUGUUUGAACAAUCUAUAAAGCAACAAAUGAUAGAUUUUCUAAAUGGACAGAAUUGUACUAUCAUGACUUAUGGUACUACAAAUUCCGGGAAAUCUUAUACAUUACAAGGGACUACCACAUCCCCUGGAAUAGUACCAAGAUGCUUAGAAUUUGUAUUUUCAAACAUUACACCAAAGUCUACUCCUUCUUAUAAACCUAUGAAUCACUGUGAUAUUGUUAUUUUGGAUCCUCUUGAACGUGCCCAAGAAUUAGAGAUAAAAACCAAGCUACUAACAUUUGCUUCUGUAGAUAAAUAUCAGUUUAUUAACGCUUAUAAAGACAUGCAAAAAUUAUUGCAAGAGGAAUCACCUAUUAGACCUAGUCAAUGUAUUGGUGCACAUUAUUCUGUUUGGGUUUCUUUCGCUGAAAUUUAUAAUGAAAUUGUAUAUGAUCUUUUAUCAAAUGAGUGUCAGAAAAAGAGAACGCCGCUUAAAUUAGCGACAGAUGCCCAUGGAAGAACAUUUAUUAAAGGUUUAAAGACUGUUUGUGUGAACUCUGGUUCUGAGGCUUAUCAAGUUUUAAUGGCAGGACAAUAUAAUUUGAAAGUAGCUGCAACUGCUUUGAAUGCAAGAAGUUCAAGAUCACAUUGUAUAUUCACCAUAAAAUUAUUGAAAUAUUAUAUUGAGAAUGAUCCCAGUUCUGUUGAAGUUAGCACGUUUGCAUUUUGUGAUUUGGCUGGAUCAGAACGAUUAAAAAAAACCUUAAAUAUUGGAGACAGAUUAAAAGAAGCACAAAAUAUUAAUACAAGUCUCCUAGUAUUAGGAAGAUGUUUAAAAACCAUUCAUGAUGGACAGUUAUCGAAACAGAAAAUAGAACAUAUUGGCCCAUUCAGAGAAUCAAAAUUAACAAGACUAUUUCAAAAAGCAUUAUCUGGAAAAGAGUAUAUAAUUUUAAUAGUCAAUAUUAAUCCUAUACCAAAUUUGUACAUAGAAACACAAAAUGUGCUCAAUUUUUCUGCUAUUGCAAAAAAGAUAGUUAUAGAAAAAGAGAAAGUAUGCAAGAAAACUAAAUCGAGAUUUUCACGAAUAGUUACACAAAGCAUAAAAACAGAAACUGAUUGGGAUGCUACAGAACUGGAAAGUGAAGACUGGCAAAAUAUAGUUGAUGAUAACUCUGAUUAUGCUCAGUCAGAAGAUUACAAUGAGUUAAUAAGUGAAAAUAAAAGAUUGAAAAAAGAACUUGCUACUUUAAAAAGUUCUGCAUUGACUCGCGAUCUGCAGAUACGCGAAGAAAUGGCUGACACUUAUACAUCUAUAAUGAAAAAUCUUGAAACAGAAUGGAAGAAUCGUAUGAAAGACGUGGAAGAGCAACAAGAAGAUGUACUUCACUGGUCUGUAAAACAAGUUGAAGAUUUUUAUAAGGAAAAAUUGGAACAGCUUAAUAGUCGUAAAAGAAGACGUUCGUCUGUUUCUAUUAAUAAUUUAGAUCUAGAUGAUGACUCCAAAAACAUUCAAGAAUUAGAAAUUGAAAAUUCACACUUAACGUCGAAGAUCAUCUUGUUAAAAAAUAGCGUGAAGGAACUUAAGGAAGCAAAUCAAAACUUAAUAGCUGAAAAAACUAAAAUAACUUUCGAACUCAGUUUGUCAAAAGAAGAUCUAAAAAAUGCAAACAAUUUAUUAAAUGCAGUUCGAAAGGAUGUCUGUUCGGAUGAAGAUGCAACUUGUUAUGUAGAAGAAUUAAAUUCUCAAUUAUCUGCCAGGGAGGAACAGGUUAAGAAACUUAAGAUAUUUUUAAAUGAAGCAAAACAAGAAUAUAUUGAUAUUACUACAAAAGAGAGAGAAAAAGAACGUAUAAUUAAAGAGCAAGAAGAAGAGUUAUAUGACAAACAGGAAACAAUAGAUGAUUUAGAAGCAGAACUUGCACAUAUUAAUUUGUGUUUAACAGAAGAAACUAAAACAGUUGAUAUAUUUGAAGAAAAAUUAGAAAAUCAAAAUAAAAUUAUACUGAAUUAUGAAAACAAAGUACAAGAUUUGGAAGAUCAAAUACGUAAAUUGGAAAAUGAGAACUUGUUAUUAAAUGAAUUUAAAUUACUUAAAGAAACAGUUGAUACUGCAAAGAACAUAGAACAAGAUUGGGAAUAUAAAGAUAAUGAAUGUAAAGACAUUAAAGGUAGAAAUAUUGCCAUCGAAGAAAAUUUAUCUUCUGAUCUCAAAGUAGAAGUAGUAAUAGUGGAUUCAAAUAAUAAACAUACACAGACAGAACAUAUAUCCGAUGCUCAAAUGGAAGAAACGGUACUGGCAGUAGGCAAAGAAAAUUCUGCUCUGGAAGAAAAAUUAGUUCGAAGUACAACUGAAAUACAAAGUUUAAAGCAAGAACUGGAGUUUGCCAAAGUCAAGUUAAAAGAUAUAUCUGAACAAAUAUGUAAUUUAAGAAUGAAUAGUACACAAUCUAAAAACCGCAAUGAUGAAAGUGUAAAAGAGAAAGUAACGGUAGAAACAGUAGACAUAAGUUGUCAAGCGCACGUAGAAUCUAAUGAAGCUUCUUUACAAACAUCUAAGAACGAUGUAUUCAAUAAAAGUAGUCAAACUAUUGAAAAUAUGAUAAAAGAAAAGGCUAGCCAGACAAGUUUUACUGAAGAGACUGAUGAUUAUGAGAUUAUAUUAGAUAAAUUGACAAAAUUAAUGGUAAAAUACGAUGACAUUAAGACACAGUAUGAAGAAAAAUGUCUGAUGAAAGAAGAAGUGGACCAAAAGGUAUUAGGUUUAGAAGAAAAAAUAGAAAAACUUGUUGAAGAAAAUAAUGAAAGUAAGGCUAAUGUAGAAGAAUAUAAACAAUCGAUUGAUUUGCUUCAGAAAGAACUUUCUUUAAUGAAGCAAGAUAAAAUGCAGGUCCAAGAGAUGUUAAAAAAUGCAAAUAAUAUUAAGGUUUUUCUAAAAACAGAAACUAGUGAUUACGAACAAGAGAGUGAAGAGAAUGAUGGGCAGCUUCCUUUCACUAAAAGUGACUGUAGUGAGUGUACGGAAAAAUUGAACACGUUGCAAGCAGAGUUUGAUAAUCAUAUUUCAAAGUGUAAAAAUGACCACGAAGAAGCAACAAAUAAGUUACAAAGAGAACUUUCAUCCAUGGCAGAAAAGUAUAAUAUCAAAUCGCAGUGUCUCGAUGCUCAUGCCGCUAAAAUAGUAGAGCUAGAACGUAAUCUUGAUAGUAUAACUGAGCUUCAGGAAAAAAUUCGCGAAUUAAAUAAGAAUUUAGAAACAUGUCAAGCUGAAAAAGAUCAACUGCAAAAGUUAUUGGAUGAGAAUAAUGAUAAGCUUUUACAACUUGAAGAUCGUUUGGGACAAGCAGAGGAACAAGAGCGAGAGAAAGAUGCUGAAAUUAUAUCUCUUCAGAAAGAAAUGAAAUUUAUGAUACAAAAACACGAAGAAAAUAAUGACAGAAGCGAUAAAUUAAUGGAAAUAGAAAUGAAGAGUACAAUUAAGAAUCUAACAGAUACGAAAGAAAUGCUUGCUCGAAAGCAAGAAUAUAUCGAACAGUUAGAAAUGCGCGUUAAACAUAGCGAACAAAAUGCCAAAAUAUUAGAUCUUUUAGAACAAACUGCUCAAGAAAGGAAAGAGGAGAACGAAAGGUUAAGAACUGUAAAUGAUGAACUGAGGAAUGGCUUGAUCGAGAAAGAGCGUGAAAUGGAAUCAUUUAUGAAGAAUAGAGAUGAAAUGGUGGCGAAGUAUGAAAGCUUAGUAAAAAGUCAACAAGAAGAGUUGGAAAAGCAAAAGCAAAAGUUAAUAAAGAAUCGUUCUAAAGAUAAAGAGUGUUGUGAAAAUACAUCUGAAGACGAGGUGAUACUUAAAGAUCGUCGAGUAAGACGUCCACCAAAGAAGUUUACACCAUCGUCUCCAAAACAGGAUGAAAUUUCAGUGAUCGAUCUUUCUGGCUCGGAUUCGAAACGAAGUGUAAAACGCACUACUACUUUACCAUCUCGGGAAACAGCUUCGGAAAAGAAGAAAAACACCCGUAAAAAGAAAUUGUACAUUACAGAAGAUGAAUCUUUCCAAGAUAUCGAGCCGCUCGAGAGUACAUUAACUAUCACACCGUCAGUAUCAACUCGUAAAUUAAGAAGCAGACGAAAAUAAUAUAUUCUGCAAUAUAUUAUAUCGUUUAAUGUAUUGUAAAUAGAUUGUGCUAAUUAAGGACAAAUUAAUAAAAAGCAGCAGUAUUUUUGUAUCUUUAAAAUGUAUUUCGUAAUAAAAUACCGUGUUUUUUUUUUAAAAUAUGAUGCCUUUUUUAUUAAUACCAUUACACUCUAAAAAUAUUAAAUUAUGUAAGCAGUUUUAUAAAUAUAAAAGUAUUGACAUUACAUAUUAUACCACAACAUUAACACUCCACAAGUUUAUGUUUUUUGUAUUCCUACAUAGAAGCUUUGGUAUUGGAAGGAACUCUGACAGGUAAAAGAUUUAUCAACUUAUUUAUGGUAUUUUUCAAUUUAUUUUUUACGAGGUACACGACCUUUAUUGUUACAUUCCGCACUUAUAUUAAUUAUUCUCUUAAUAAUUCCGUAAUUAAUGCUUAUCCUCCUUAUAUUCUCAUUAAUAUUCAUAAUAUAUUAUCAUACUUUCAAUGGAGUCAACAACAUAUAUAUAUAUUUUUUUAUUUAUUUAUAUUUUCAUAUGUAUAUUAUGUAUAUCAUUUUAUAUAUACGUAUCGGGUUUACGUUCAUUCUUAUGAGUGAAUGCACUGUACCAUAGGAUAGUUUUUAUUACACAAUUCACAGAGUCGUUUUGAAAUAGGGGGACUGCCGAAGUACACCAUGAUGAUUCAUUUUUUCUUCAUACUCAUUUUUUUUUUCAUUUUUUUUCUUUUGUUGUUUUGGCCAUUGAAGGGAAAGACGUUCAUUUAUCGACAUGUACAUAUUAUUAUAUAUUACUUUCCUGAUCCAUCGUUCUGGCCGCCCAAAAAGAUGAAGGA